This is a messenger RNA of Syngnathoides biaculeatus (alligator pipefish), 1103 nucleotides long. RefSeq names its product serine-rich adhesin for platelets-like. Lineage: Eukaryota; Metazoa; Chordata; Actinopteri; Syngnathiformes; Syngnathidae. The transcript has 21 exons. The coding region runs from base 19 to 1002 and encodes 327 amino acids. The record is from RefSeq and is a predicted model, not a curated record.
CCUUGGAACUUGCUCUGGAUGUCGGCGCUGGUCGUCCUGGUAACGACAGCAGUAACAGCUCCCGUGGAGGAGCGGCAGGAGGCGGAGCUUACAGGGGAGGCGGAGGGCGACCGGUCUGAGGGGAUCGACCUUUCUGAGGAAGAUGAAGAUGAUGACGACUCCACAAAGAAGGAGGCAGGACCUCCAAGGGCCCACCAGAGCGCAGCGGGGGCUUCAGCAGGUGCCAAACCCGAUGUGUCGUCCGUUUUCGACAUUGGCGGUGCUCAGGAGGCCUCAGCUCCCGCAGGACAGUCAGAUGGAAGGAUGGACGCUACAGCAGAUUCUGACGUAGAGGAGACGCAUUCCAACGCCAAUAGACAGGAGCUGUCCAACGGAAGGGGCGGAGCUGAGGAACCGAUCGGUGCGGAGAUGUCCUUUGAGGGCGGAGCUUCUCCCCAAGAGUACACAGGUGAACAAACUUUGACCGACUCCACAGAUGAAGAAAGCUUGACUGAGUCUGAAGUCAUCAGCCAACCAGGAGAGCGUGCCUCUGACCAAUCACCUUCGACUACCAUCUCAGGUUACGCACGAGAGGACUCAUCAUCUUCCUCGUUCUCGUCAUCACAAGCAGAAGACUGGUCGCAAGCAAACGGAAAUGGCCGACAGACUCCACUCCUAGACAAUGAUGGAGUGACAGCUCGUCUGACUUUCUUCAGCGGACCACCGACGGAUGUCACAGAAAACAAGCGAACCGCGACCCCUCCCGUACUUCAACUAUCAACUUCGGCCGAGGACGUGACCCGCCCCUAUAUGGACGGCACGGGCACGGCGACCUGGCGCACUGACGCCGUUACCAUGGCAACAAACUCAGUCUUUUCAGAGCCAACAGGAACACCCUUGGACUCGAGUGGCAGACAGGAAUCUAAUGAAACCCAGAAGGCCGAUUCUGUCACUGAACAGUACAGGUCUUGGGGUCAGGAUCCUGAAGGUGCAGAGAACGUGGAACUGGAGGACACCUGCUGACUUCCAGCACAAGCCUCAAGUUCACUUGUCCCGUCGCUGUUUACGGUGCACCGCCAAAUAAGCACGUUCCAUCCGUUGUCUUUAGGCCCCGCUCACAGCGU